UGUGUUCCCUGCAGCUGGGCAGUAACCCUCAAGCUCCAUUCAUUCUGUAUGUGGCUAUGGGUGGUUAUCGUGCAGCUGUGUAUCAGACGUGCCUGUGAAAUGCCUGCUGUCUGUGCCCCGAGUUGUUCACAGUGUAAGAUACCGGCGCCUGGCACCCCUUGCACUGUGCGGUUAGAGGGGGGGUUGAAAAUCCCGACCCGUCUUGGUGUCCCGGAAUUACAGUCCCAGCUGGCGAAACCGGUCCUAACGCGAGAUGCUUCGAUCCGCACGGUGGCGCUGGAGGGCCGGUUUGGGGAGGUCUCGCGUGGUUGUGCGAGGUGUGCCUCAGCUCCACGAUGGCUGCAGAUCCCGGAGGAGCUCGCUUCUGCUUUCCCUUCAUUUCUCUCCGUUUCCCGGUGUCUCUGCGUGUCGUCGCGACAUGGCAGGAGCCGCAGCCUCGGUAACCGGCCUCAGACCCCCCCCGCCGCCGCCGCCAUGCCCAAGAAAGGGCGCCGAAAACGGCUGAAGUUCCGCGCCGAGGGUGUUUGCUCGGAGUCAGUCACCGUGGCAGAUUAUGCCAAUUCUGACCCAGCUGUUGUGAGGUCUGGGAGAGUGAAAAAAGCCGUUGCAAAUGCAAUUGAAAAAGAAGUGAAGUUGCUGUGUGGCUUGGAAGCCUCUCACGGCCCCGUAGAGGAGGUGCUGUCCUCCAUCACGGGGGUCGGAGGACAAGCCCAGGAGAGCAGCGACGAGCUGGACGCAGAGGACUGCACCGGCGAGCUCAGGGCUUCCAGGAAAAAGAAAAGCAAGAGACACAAAGUUUUGUUAGUAGAUGCUGAUGCAGGGGAUGGAGCAGAGUACCCCGUUGAUGUCUGGCUGCUGUUGGCUUCCUAUAUCCGUCCAGAAGACAUCUGUAAAUUUGCUCUCAUCUGUAAGAAUGCGUGGGCUGUUUCCUGCACGGCGGCGUUUUGGUCCAGGCUGUACAAACGGCACUACAUCUCGGAUGCACACUUGCCUGCGCGCCUCCAGCCAGACUCCAUGGGAAAGGUGAGGGGUCUCCGUGCUCGCGUGAUUCGCUCUCUGUACCACUUGUAUGAGCCUUUCUGCUCCCGUGUCUCAAGAAGCCCCUCCAUCCCAGAGUCGACUCCUAUGACUGUCCUCAAUUCUAAGUGUUUGCUCUUUUGGGUCAACAAGAUAGUUGGGAGCAGAGCAGAACCGCUGUGGGAAUUCAAUUUUAAGUUUCUCAAGCAGCCUCCCAAGUUGAAGAACGGCUGUGGAAACGGCCUUCAGUAUCCGAGGCAGUACCAGGAAGUUCACAGCAACCCUGACCACGACUGCUUCCUGCUGCAGGUCACGACGCUGAAUUUCAUCUUCACUCCUGUGGUCAUGGGCAUGACGUUAACGCUGCUCACAGUGAACGUGAGUACAGACAUGAGGCACCAUCGCGCGCGCCUGCUGUUUCAAGACUCCCCGAUGGUGAAGGGCAGGAAGCCCCGGAACGAGCAGGGGGUGCAGAUCGUCCUCGACCCUGUGCACAGCGUGCGUCUCGUGCACUGGUGGCAUCCGCAGUACCCCGCUUCCAACCGGACUUAACAUCUCCGAACCACAUGGUGCAAGGGCACGUAGCUGGAUGCUGUGUUUUGGUGGCUGGUGUGUGCUUGGGCACACUCUCUGUAGGGUGUUAGAUUUGCCCUAAUUUGUAUAAGACAUACCGUUGGUAGUAAAAUUCUGCCUCUACAAAUUCAGUACUGUGUAGUGUUUAAUCUCUCUCUCUCUCUCUAGUAACGAGAGCAUUAAUGCAGAAAGAUGGGCCUUGCGUGUUACCUGGUGCAGAAAGUCUUGUAUAAUGUUCUUAUAUAUAUGGGAGCUGUUUCAUAUUAUCCAGCAGAAUUGUAAAUGGUUUAGUUCAAGCUUAUCCCAUCAAUGUACUGUAAGAAGAUACAUUAGAAAAAUGUGUGCAAGUAGAUACAAACUCAGGUGUUUCACAUGUGAUUUUAAUAAUCUCUCUCCAGGAGUUAAAUGGGGAUUUGGGUUGAGAUUUAUUUAUAUUCUGUUAGUUUUCAUUUUCAAAACAUUUUGCCUGUGACGUAAGCACAGAGAGCGUUGGAAAGACCCACCUGCAGCCAAGCUUAGUCUUCAGAAUUGAAACAUGAGUUUUGAUUCACAGGUACUGAACUCUGUAUGGAAGAGGCUGUUUUCAAACUUCAUUGAUAGUGUCAUACUAAAGCAGAGACACUAGGUGGUGCUAUUUCACCACUGCCCCUUAUCCGCGUCUGUGCUGGUGUAAAGCAAGGCGCUUGUCCCUGUUGUGGCUGUGGAAGAUGCUACUGUAUACGCAUUUCCAUUCCGCCAGGAACAGCUAACACUGGUCGUUAUCUUCAAAUGAACAUUACAGGCACCGGUACAUUCUGCUUCACUGUGGAUUUAGCGUAGAAUCUAGACAGGUGCGUUGCGCGCCCCCUGCUGGUAGCAGACACGUUUGCAUGUCAAUCUGGGUUUUCUUCACCUGUUUCCCUCACAGGUUACAUUCGGGAUAGAUUAUAGAAAUAAAACUUGUAUAUGCAGAA
This is a messenger RNA of Polyodon spathula (Mississippi paddlefish), 2543 nucleotides long. Its product is annotated as transmembrane protein 183-like. The record is from RefSeq and is a predicted model, not a curated record. Gene Ontology annotation, biological process: regulation of protein stability. Gene Ontology annotation, cellular component: SCF ubiquitin ligase complex. The transcript is spliced from 8 exons. Bases 49 to 1569 code for a protein of 506 amino acids. Gene Ontology annotation, molecular function: protein binding. NCBI's taxonomy places the organism in Eukaryota, Metazoa, Chordata, Actinopteri, Acipenseriformes, Polyodontidae.